Molecule: messenger RNA, 2459 nt
Organism: Amphimedon queenslandica
Lineage: Eukaryota; Metazoa; Porifera; Demospongiae; Haplosclerida; Niphatidae
Product: kelch domain-containing protein 1-like
Exons: 7
Coding region: 1405-2223 (272 amino acids)
Molecular function (GO): protein binding
Source: RefSeq, a predicted model, not a curated record
ACUAAAGUAGCAUUUUGCGUAUUUUAAAAGCAUCAAAAUCUUACAUUUUCAACAAUGAUUAAUAUAAAAUGAGUGUUUUGCUUCUGUCUACUUCUUUCUUGUACAUUUGCUGCUGUGCAAUGUAUUGUACAUGAUUACAAAGUGGUUAAUUUUUAUUACUAGGUGGUAAGUAAUAAAACAAACAAUGAAAUCAUUAUCUACAACAAUUGAUGGGGGGGCCCAGGCCCCUGUAGGCCCCCCCUCAGAUACGCCCCUGCAGAGGUGAGGAACCAGCACUCAACAGUACAGGUAGGAGACUACCUGUACAUGUGGGGUGGAGAACAGUAUGAUCAUAGGCGGCUGCAAGGGCAGGCAAUGAGGGCAAUGCCCUACUAGAAUUUCUUACCGGAAGAUGACAUCAUCAUAAUUAGCAGUUAAUUAAUAAUUAUUUAGUAGUUAUUACAUGGAAUAUAGCUAUUUUAAUGACAAAAACUAUAUUAUUUUGCUCAACAAAGUGAUAAUUAGUGGAGAAUAAGCUGCUAACUGCAUGGUUAAUUCUUAGUAAGCUUCAUAGGUCCAUCAUAUCUUUGGUCACUUCAGGAAGACAUAAUCUACAGUAACCUGCAGCUAGAAUAACUGACUCCAUCAUAAAAGCACUUCAUUAUUAAUCAUCAUAGUCAGCUAGGACUCAUUCAACAGCUAAAUCACCUAGCUACUAAUACUCUAUCAUUGAUAGAGGUCUUUUAGGUACUGAAUUUUCUCCUUUUGAACACAAAAAUGGUAGAGUAACUCUUCAUUGAGAAUUUCAGAGCCUUUUUCAACUUGAUUUCACAAGACAUGUGGGUGUGGUCAUGGCCACACCUACAUUUUGACCACUCCCACUUUUAGCCACACCUUUGCCCUACUUGCAGUGAAAUCCUGCAGCCGCCUAUGAGUAUGAUCUCCCUGCAGUACACAAUAAUGAAGAGAAGAAAUCAUUUUGUUCUGUAGUGGAGGUGUGCCACCUACCAACUGGUACGUGGGUACAAAAGCCUACCACUGGUGACCCUCCUCUUGGCGUCUCUCAAUAUGCUGCUGCUGUCAUUAGAAAUGAAAUAUUCUUUUUUGGAGGCUAUUGUGGUCAUGAUAUAUGUGAUCACAAUAGUUUAUGCAGGUAAAGAUGAUAAUUACUGAUAAAUGUUGUAUAAUAUGUAGGUUUAACACUGACUAGGAGGUGUUAAACCGAUGCAAACAAUGAAUGCUGUGCAGGGGCAUUGUGGCAGAUUGCGUAUUUUAUAGAGCAUUAAUGGCAGCUUGGAAUACUUUUUAGUUGGCAAGAAGAAUGUUGAAGAUUUGACUGGAUAAAGCUAUCAUGAGCAAACCUUAUGCUAAUGACCCUAGGAUGGCUUUGACUGAUGAUGGAGCCAAACUCUGGACCACUGGAUCAUGGAGCCAGUUUUUAAUGUUGAUACCUUCAAUUGGAAGGAACUCUCUCCUACUACAUCUCAUCAUGGUCCUUCCAUGAAGUUUUUCUGUGGCAUGGCAGCAAUAAAAGUGAAUGAUGAGUACUAUCUUGCUAUAAUUGGAGGAUGUGCACCAUCUUCUAAUAAUACCCCACCACAACCUGGUGCCCAGUACAUGGAAGAUGAUGGCUAUCGAGAUUGUAAUGAAGUACAUAUGUACAGAUUAAAAACUGGUGAAUGGACUUCACCAACUGUCACUGGAGACAGACCACCUCCUAUUUAUGACCUCACUUUAACAUCAAUAACUAAUACCACUGCUGUGUUGUUUGGUGGUGAUAUUGGUAGUUGUAGAAAGAGUAAUGAUGUAUUUACAUUUGAAUUUACUGAUACAUCAGUGAAAUGUAAAAAGUUUUCUAAUCCUGGAGGAUCAGUACAAUGGCCUAAGGAGAGAUAUGGUCAUUCCAGUGUAUUGAUCAACUGUAGCUCAGGACCAUACCUACUAGUGGUGGGUGGAUUUAAUUGCCAAAUUACCAAGGACUGUUGGUUGUUAAAUAUAAACAAAAUGGAAUGGAAAGAACUAGCUAAUAUACCAGACAGUGUCACGGACAGACGUUGGCAUUCUCUCUCAGUUUGGGGUGAGACACAGACCACUCACUGGAUAAUUGAGUUUGGAGGAGAGAGAGGUGAUCAUUCAAUAAUCAGUGAUACAAGAUUUAUUGAAAUCAUAUCUAGUACUAGUGAUUUGGUAAUACAGUCAGUACUGGACAUUAAUGAAUAUCAGAAGAGAAGAAUACAAGAUUAACAUGACUCAAUUACAUGAAGCAGCUACUAAGCAAAAGAUUGAUACUGUCAAUCUAUUACAAUAAUUAUCUUAUUUACUGUACUGGAAAAUUUACUCAAUAUAUAAAUACCUAUUAGUGUAAUAGCAAAAAAAUUUAAAAGUAUGACUAAUACAAUUCAACAACUGAUUCCCUAACUAGUACUGAGUUUGACAUCAGUAGAACUUGGCACGGUUUCUCUUUUUUACUGAUCAACAGU